Molecule: messenger RNA, 2535 nt
Organism: Condylostylus longicornis
Lineage: Eukaryota; Metazoa; Arthropoda; Insecta; Diptera; Dolichopodidae
Product: O-acyltransferase like protein-like
Exons: 11
Coding region: 1-2433 (810 amino acids)
Molecular function (GO): acyltransferase activity, transferring groups other than amino-acyl groups
Source: RefSeq, a predicted model, not a curated record
AUGGCAAUAUCAUUUGAUAAAAUUAUUGCUCAACCAACUUAUCAAGGUUUUUAUUAUGUUGAUGCAUUUUUCGUAAUUAGAUUAGUUCCAGUUGCAAUAUUAGCUGUUCUAUUAAGUGAUAUCGUUUAUGAUUAUUUAGAUAAAAGUUCACCAUACUAUAUGAAUAUGACCAAUGAUUUAUAUUGUAAAGAUUGGGCUGCAUCUGGUAUUGUAACAAUUGGUAAAUUCUUUUUUGGUAUAUUUAUUGGUAGUAUGAUAAUAAUGUGCCAGAAAGGUUAUGGUGGAAUGUUUGCUGAACUUUUAAAUUCAAGAAUUGCAAUACAUUGUGGUAAAUUAUCAUUUACAAUGUAUAUGACAUCAUCAAUAUGGAUAACAUUAUUUUAUUCAUUAAAAUCAUAUGGAAAUCAUUUUGAUGAAAUUGAAACGAUAUUAGGAACAUAUAUUGAUUAUGAAGUUGAUGAUGAAUUAGAUUCCAAAAAUUAUGUAAUUGGUAUUGUACAAAUUGGUGCAAAAAUUGAAAAUAAUAAUACAAAAUGUGGUGAAGAAUUAAAUCAAUUAUUAAAUGGAAUAAAUAAUAGAGAAUUUUGGGCAUUAAAAUUAAUUAAUUCAUUUGGUAUAAUACCAAAAUCAAUACAAUGGGGUAAUUAUUAUUGGUUUCCAUCAAGAGAAAUAUGCGAUGAUUUAAAUGAACCAUAUAAAAUUUCAUUAUCAUCUGGAUUACCAGCCUUAAUGAAUGUUACAUCACCAAUUAAAAUGAAAUUUUCAAUGUUAUAUUACAAUUUUACAACACCAUAUUAUGUUGACCUUAACUUAGCCUUUGAGCAAACAAUUCACGUGGGUGUCUGUUUACCGGUUUCAUGUUCUAUGAAAAAAAUCAAUCAAUUCUCGACAGCAUAUUUUAGUAGGCAAACAUUUCAACCACAAAAGGAUUUGAAUUUAAAGAUGAAUUUCCUUGCCAGUAAAACACCAUCACUCAAAUGGAAAUUUGUAUUAAAUAUUGGUGUUAUUAUAUUUUUGACUCUUUUGUCAACUGUUUUAAUUUUUGGAUUUUUAGCAGAAAUUGUAUUAAGAAUGCGUGAAAAAAGAGCUCAAUUAAUGAAAAAUAAUUGUGAUGAUCAUUUAGUACAAGAAAAAUCAUCAUUUGAAGAUUUUCUAUUAUGCUUUGAUCUUCGGGAUAAUUUUAAUCGAGCAUUAAAAUUAGAUGAUUCAAAACAUUUUAUUUCAGUAAUAGCUGGUUUACGAACAAUUGUUUGUUUAUGGGUUACAUUAUUUCAUGUUUAUUAUUAUUCAUUAUUUGCAAUUAGUAAUGUACCACAAUUAUUUUCAAAAUUAGAAAAUUUUAAUUUACAACCCGUUAUACAAUCAUGUUUUUAUGUUGAUGUUUUUUUUGUAAUAAGCGGCUUCUUGUUGGUUAAUAAUUUCCUUUCGAAUUCAUUUUAUACAAAUUUGGUAAAGAAUAAUUCAUUUUGGCAAAAUGUUAAAUUUUUCUUAAAACUUGUUUUAAAUCGCUACCUAAGAUUAAUGCCAAUGAUUAUAUUGGCCAUGGUUUUUGCUGAAAUAUUCUUCGAACUUUUAGAUGUUUUUUCACCAUUUCGAAUGGAUCCUAAUAUUGGAAUUAAUUGUAGAGAAACUUGGUGGUAUAACAUUUUGCUGAUCAAUAAUUUCAUGGAUUUAAAAUAUAUUUGUACGUCAUGGAGUUGGUAUUUGGGUUGUGAAAUGCAAUUUUUCAUAUUUUUCCAAAUAAUUAUAUUCGUGUACAUUAAACAUGAAAAACUUGGAAAAAGUAUUUUUGCAAUAAGUGCAAUUUCAUUGGUUUUAAUAAGUUUCUGGUGUAAUUUUUAUAAUGGAAUCACAUUUCAAAUUGAUGUUUCAAAUUCAACGCUAGAGGCAUUAUAUGUAAAACCAUGGGUACGAGUUAAUCCAUAUUUUGGAGGUGCUUUAAUGGGUUGGGCCCUGUAUAAAACUAAUAAUAAAGGUGGUGCUAAAAUUAGUUUUCCAACAUUAACAGUAUUUUGGUUAACAGCUGUUGUCAUUUAUUUAAUAACAAUAUUUAUGACAUAUUUUCGAAAUACACCAUCAAUUAUUGUUGCAAUAAUAAUGUCAUUUGGUAAAAUGAUAUUUGGUAUUUUUAUUGGUACAAUAAUUUAUUUAUGUCAACAAGGUUAUGGCGGAAUAUUUAAUAAUAUGAUGAGCUCAAAAAUAUUUUUAUUUAUGAAUAAAUUCUGUUAUAGCAUUUAUAUGAUUGCACCAUUAUUAAUAUAUGGUGUUUUUGGAACACGAACUGAAGCAACAUUAUUUAGUGAAAUGGGUUCAUUUACUGAUCUAUUAGGUAUUAAUGUAUUAUCAAUUGCAGCAUCAUUUAUAGCUGUAGUAUUAUGGGAAACACCAUUUAUGAAAAUAUCAAAUAGAUUUGUAUUACCGAGAAGAAAAUAAAAUAUAUUAUAUAAAAUAAAAUAGUAUAUAAUAUGUACCUAGUUUUAUAUUAGAUAUUAUAUAAGAAUAUUAAAUAUUUUUUUUAAAUGGUAUUAUUUUGUA